Antrostomus carolinensis (chuck-will's-widow) is the source of this 591-nucleotide messenger RNA. RefSeq names its product biogenesis of lysosomal organelles complex 1 subunit 4 (gene BLOC1S4). The transcript is spliced from 3 exons. Lineage: Eukaryota; Metazoa; Chordata; Aves; Caprimulgiformes; Caprimulgidae. The annotation marks the transcript as partial. The record is from RefSeq and is a predicted model, not a curated record. Gene Ontology annotation, cellular component: BLOC-1 complex.
AUUCGAAGUGAUUCCUCUCAAGUUGUCAAUGAAAGUAUACCUCAAAUUUACACAAAAGCUACAGAAAUGAGACAGAUAUACAGGAAGAUUGACAAACUAGAGGCUUUUGUGAAGAUGAUUGGAAACAGCGUAGCUGGACUGGAAGAACGGGUCAUAAAGGCAGAAACAGACCUUGGAGCUUUUCCAAGCACAUUCAAGAAAAUCUUGCACACAAUCAGCAUACCAUCCUUCCUUAAUAAAUCGUCUUCCUCACGACAACAACAGACCCUCUAUGAACCUCCAGUCCUCUUCAAGACUGAAGACUAUUUUCCAUGUCUUAAUGAAGCACCUUAUUGAUGACUUUUGCUUUGGAAUUGAUAUGAAUCAGCCAGAAUAGAGACAGCCAAGUGAACAAAAGAAAUGAUAACCUCAAAACAGCUGCAUUUCUGAGCAUUAUUGAUGGCACAUUGCCAUUCUGAUUCUCAUUGUCUUCCUUCAGGCAGUAUUUUCAGGUAAUCUUUGUUUGCAUACAUUAUUUCAUAAGUCUUCCUACAACACAGCAUAACUUUUCAGAUUAUAUUGGGAAAGGAACUUUAGAAUACUUCUACAUUA